AUGGGUCUGGGGACGGCCUCCUGGACGCGCGGGAGUUCCAGGCCACCAUGCAAGAGCCGGACGUGCAGACGUGGAUGCAACACCCGAUCCAUGGACCUGGACGUGGAGGACGCACUGGUGGUCUUCGAGCUGGUGGAUGCUGACAGCGACGGGAGGCUUACCGCGGAGGAGCUGGUCGCGGGGGUGUCGCGGCUCAUGGGAGACGCGCGAAAUUUGGACUUGGUGGUCCUCAUGCGGGAGCAGCGGGAAGUCAUGCGCAUGAUCGAAUGCGACGUGAUCCCGCAGCUACACCGCAUCCUCGGGGGCUCCGCGAAGUGCCCCACGGGUGGUUCGCCGAGGCGUCACGCCCGCCUCGCCGGGAAGUUCUUGAAGGGCAUAAUGAGCAGGCCCACUGAAACAGGCAGCAGAAGUGGUACCGUUUUUGAGAGGCAGGAUGAGCAGGCCGCAGACGGAAGCGGACAUCUCGAGUGA
Prorocentrum cordatum is the source of this 471-nucleotide messenger RNA. The record is from the annotation of a GenBank genome assembly. Lineage: Eukaryota; Dinophyceae; Prorocentrales; Prorocentraceae.